GAGACUUGCAGACUGCAAACCCCCCAAGCUCGCCGCCCCCCCACUGCAAGAGGACCCUUUAGAUAUCAAUAGCCACUCCGCUGUGCCGUGCUCCUUUUUCUUGUACCAAAAAUAAAAAAAGGGCAAAAAGAAAAUAAAAAAAAAUAAACGUCCGACCCUAUUUUUCCUCUCCACUCGAAGUCGGUGCUCUCUUAUUUCCAUUAUUAUUCGUUAUUAUACGGAAUAAUCGUUAAAAAGACGGUUUAUUAUUCGUCAAUCAUACAAGACAAGACAAGACAAGACGUGUGGACGUUCUUUCCACACACACCCCCAUACCCCCAUAUUACCUUUCACUCGACACCCACGUACAACCAUAAUAAAUGUUCACACAGCCUACGCCGCCAUCGCCGGGUCUUUUCCCGCCUCUCACACCUUCCACAACCGCUCCACCGGCAUCUCCCUCGUCUCCAGGUAGAGGCAGCAGGCUACGAGGCUUAAUACAUCUGCAUCUCUUGUCGCGCGACACGUCCAGCCUCGUCCACCACAAUAGGACCGUUCCUCAAGACACAUCCACAUCCACAUCCACAUCUGCACCUCCAAUACAUCCUGCAAUACAUCCUGCUUCCCCCACCACUACAUCUGCUGUUCCUCAUGAGGUCGACUCCGACCCGCUCAAUACAGCAGAUCCAAACGACGAUUCGAGUAGGACCCAUCGCCGCCGCGCCAGUAGAUUUUCCGAGGCUGCUUCCGAGGCUUUGUUAAACUCAAGAUCCGCAUCGAAUCCUCUACUUGAGACCGAGGAGCAUUCGUCAAACGCAAACGCAAACAUGACGCGGACACGGUCAGCAACUACGAGCGACGUCGCUCACGAUGUGUUACCAACCAUACGCUUCUCGGCAUUCUUCGAUACACGAUCAAACCGACCAUCUCUUUCCUUCACCCCGAUUUCGCGUACGUUACCGACAGGCAAGGAAACAAUUAAGGUUGGUAGAUACUCGGAGCGGGAGAACCAUGCCCUCGUGCCUAUCAACACGCCGUCUGCUGCACCUGUGGGUUUUAAGAGCAAGGUAGUAAGCCGUCGUCAUUGUGAAUUCUGGUUCGAGAAGGGGAAAUGGUAUAUCAAAGAUGUUAAAAGUUCUUCUGGGACGUUUCUCAACCACAUUCGUCUGAGUGCUCCUGGUACUGAGUCCAAACCGUUUCCCAUUAAUGAUGGCGACAUAGUUCAGCUAGGAAUAGACUUUAAGGGUGGAGAGGAGAUGAUUUACCGUUGCGUAAAAAUGCGCAUAGAGUUAAACAGGGGCUGGCAAUCAAAACCUAACACCUUCAACAUGGCAACACACAAGCGCUUAAGAGACUUGACGUCACUGUCAGCUUCAUCAGCCCAUGCGCAGGAUUGCUCCAUCUGUCUAAACGCGAUAGCACCCUGCCAAUCGCUCUUUGUGGCGCCUUGUUCUCAUACAUGGCAUUACAAGUGUAUUCGAGAAAUGUUAAAUGGGCCGUCGUGGCCAAUCUUCAUAUGCCCCAACUGUCGGGCCACAGCCGACCUAGACGCCGAAGUAGACGAGCCAUCUGACGAAUGGCAACAGCUGGACUCGGGCAUAGACGAUGCUCAGGAAGAGAAGUCUACUCCUCCAGCUUCUCAACUGAACGGCGAAGCUGCGCCGCUUGCAAUUUCCCAGUCGAACGUCGAAGGUAGCUCACGGCUGUCGUCGGGCGAAGGUGAUGCGGGUGACAUGACAAUGCAGAUGGACGCUGCCGCAGCACAGUCAGUCCUAUUAAGACAUGCCGUGACAGAGCCAGUCCCUAUACCCAAUGCGACACCACGUGUGAAUGGUGGCGAUCGGUCUACGACUAAUCGGACACCAUCACCAAACAGCAACCCCCCGGGGCCCGGCCACGAAGGCCCAAUCACUCCACGCAACGACGCAGGCCCGUGGGUGUUUGAUGGUAACCCAGCGCGAGUAAGCCAAGAAAGUACUCGGCGAGCUGGUAUGAGCAGCCUGGACGCUGCAGCACAAGUUGAAGUGGACAGAUCAUAGAAAAGCCGCCGUCGUCGCCUUUUGUAGAGUCUAGGUUUAUUUGUUGCCUAAAGUGGACACGUCUGCCCUUGAAGACUCGAGUGGGAGAUGAGGAGAAGGGCGUCGUAUAGCAAUGCUGCAGUGCCAUAUGUAUAGUUGAAGAUUGAAACCCGACGAAUACGUCGUAGUCUUCGGCAGCAUACGCCCAUGUCAGUGUUUUGAGAUGGCUACGACAUAGAAUUUUGACCUAUAUUGGAUUCUCAUGGGUCAUGCCGAGU
Daldinia vernicosa is the source of this 2275-nucleotide messenger RNA. RefSeq lists its product as uncharacterized. Gene Ontology annotation, molecular function: protein binding; ubiquitin protein ligase activity. Gene Ontology annotation, biological process: mitotic spindle assembly checkpoint signaling; negative regulation of septation initiation signaling; protein ubiquitination. The record is from RefSeq and is a predicted model, not a curated record. NCBI's taxonomy places the organism in Eukaryota, Fungi, Ascomycota, Sordariomycetes, Xylariales, Hypoxylaceae. The transcript is spliced from 3 exons. The coding region runs from base 360 to 2018 and encodes 552 amino acids. Gene Ontology annotation, cellular component: cell division site; ubiquitin ligase complex; cytosol.